AUGUGGUGGCCGACCGCCUCAGACAAUGUAUCCCAGGACAACACUGUCGGCGUAUGGGUCCUCAGUACGGUCUUCGCAGCCAUGUUCUACGGCCUCACGUUUAUGCAGAAUCUGCAAUACUUCGAUCGCUUCCGUCGGGACAGCAUGGCAAUGAAGCUCCUCAUCGUGGUGCUAUGGCUCUUCGACACGACCACGAUGGCCCUUUCGAUGCAAGCGGUGUACAUGUUUGCUGUCGCGCGCCGCAACCUCCCGUUCGCGGCAAUCGAGGUCCCAGGGAGCGUUGAGGCAGAAACUGCGUUCUCCUACGCAGUGGUGUUCAUCGUUCAGAUGUCGGUCUCCAUCUUCCUGGGAAGACAAUACUGGUACCUCCCGGUGUCCAUUGGAGUUAUUGCGGUCAUUGCUCUCGUCACCGGCCUUGCCGCGGCAGCACAAGCCUCGGCCUUCGGGGUCGCGAACCCCUUACAUCCGGCUUCCAUCGAUGGACUGUUUGCAGCCGCUGCGAGUCUCCAAAUAGUCACAGAUGUUAUGAUCAACGCCGCUCUCUAUUGGCUUUGCUCGAAAUGCAAGCAUGAGCCAAUUAGCAGGGGUACCAUUCGCGAUGCAUGUGUGAACCUUAUUAACAGAGGGGUGUUAUCCACUCUGCUACAGUUUCUCACCACAAUCACGUACUUUGCCUCGCGUCCCAAAAUGGUCUGGGUAUCUUUCCACAUGGCGAGCAGCAAAGUACAUGCUAUGUCCAUGCUGUCCACCCUGAACAGCCGCGACAUCGUAGACGGUCUGGCGCGUGAUGUUGAGGUUGCAGACGCCCAACUCAGGUACCGGAUUGAGCUUGAGUUGAAAGCUUGCAACCUCCCCGAGCGCCCGCCGAUGAUUCCUAGCAUACACCAGCUGCGCAGCCAAAGUUCGUGGUUCGCAAACGCGCACACGCACAACGCCCCGAAGAGCUCCGAGUGCGACACCGACGACGCGAAGUCCACCGCAGGCAUGACGACCAUCUCUGGCAGCGACCUCGGUACCGUCCGUGCUCCUGCAUCGGCAACUACUUCUGUCUCGGCGCUCUCGCGGGGCCCGAGCGUGCACGCGCGGUCGACUACCGCUGUGGAAGACUCCGUCACUGCAGGGACCAGCACCCCCGUAUGAUCUUUCACGCGAGUGAAUCGCUCCUCACAGUGCCAUAUCCGCAUACCUCUUGGCUCUUUG
Messenger RNA from Trametes versicolor FP-101664 SS1, 1200 nucleotides. RefSeq lists its product as uncharacterized. The transcript has 20 exons. Bases 1 to 1140 code for a protein of 379 amino acids. The record is from RefSeq and is a predicted model, not a curated record. NCBI's taxonomy places the organism in Eukaryota, Fungi, Basidiomycota, Agaricomycetes, Polyporales, Polyporaceae.